Molecule: messenger RNA, 4764 nt
Organism: Oryctolagus cuniculus (rabbit)
Lineage: Eukaryota; Metazoa; Chordata; Mammalia; Lagomorpha; Leporidae
Source: RefSeq, a predicted model, not a curated record
AAAAGCGUUAUUGUAUAAUGCAAAUAUUUUUUAAUAUGGUAAUAACCCCUUUACUUUUUUUUGGAAAUGGAAAAUAUCUACUGUUAAGUAUUUUAAAAAUUUGUUGAGGCAGCAUUUCUAAAUCUCUAGACCUUCAUACGGUAGUUUCCCUUACCCAUGGCUUAACCUUUUGUUUUAGUUACCUGGGGUUAGCUGAAGUCUAAAAAUAUUGAAUAGAAAAUUCCAGAGAUAAAGUUUGUGAGCUUUAACUUGUGUACUGCCGAGUAGCAUGACGAAGUGUUGAACUGGUCACUGCAUCCCACCCAGGAGUCGAAUCAUCCCUUUGUAGAAUGUAUCCACAUUGUAUGCUGCCUGCCUAGGUCACUUAGUAGCAAUCUUGGUUAUCAUAUAUAGGAUUCAGUACUAUCCGUGGUUUCAGGCAUCCUCUGGGAGUCUUGGAAAAUAGCCCCCCGUGGAUAAAAGGGGACUUCUGUAUAUGUAAAAGCCCGGUCCCUCAUAUUCGGCUAGAAGGUUAAAUUCUGCCACUCAGCCUGUUUCCCCAUAGUCCCCUGCUCUAGACUUAGGUGGUUUGAGUGUUGCUGCUUGCACCCCGAAUACCAGGGCUCCACUGGCCAUUCAUUUCAGGACCUGGGCUCUGGAGGCUCAAGUUUCUGCAGAACAGACUCUAGCAGUGCUUUUGGCUUUAGUGCAACUUACACAUCAGAAGUGACUUUGAAAUCAGAUUUAAGAUUUGAACUUUAAAAUUCCAUCAAGUUGAGUACUCAAAGGAGGCACAAUAUUUUGAUCAGUUUCUCAGGUAGUAGUGUACUAUUUGGAUAAUUCAAAAAUAGUUUAAGAACUGGUAUAAAAUAACAUGAGGUAGCUUAUAAGUUACUACCUCAGAUGCUUCUUGAGUGCCCCAAUUUAAACAUGACCCGUGUUAAAUACGAUGUGAGGUUUAUAGAAAAUACCUUCAAGAGUAUUCUCGACCUGCUUGUGACUUGAGAAGCUUAAUGUCUAAACUACACAUUUCAGAUGGCCUUUGGGACUUUUCAGCUAUAAACAUCAGGAAAUGUGCAUGUUUGACAGAGAGCACUGUUAAUUUUUGUAAUUUUAAGUAAAAAUAUUUUGCCAUUUAUUGCAUUAGCAUAUUUUUAAGUGUGUGUUAAGUAAAUAUAAAGUAAACCUUAAUAUAGAUGAAAAUUUUGUAGCAGUAAAUUUUGUCUAAAAUUUUGCUAUCUCACCUUUCUCAACUUGAAUGACUUCAUUUUUUCCUAUUCUGUCUUGGUGUAAGAGAAUUAAAAUUUUUCUUUUCUUCAGUAAGGUAGAAAAAUAUGUCACCUGAUUUCCUGGCUUAUGGUAGCAAAUUGUUUAAAUUAGUGCCAGCUGUUAGAUGUGUGAGCAGGUGCUUGACCUGGACUGUCCUUACCUAGGCCUUCACCUGCUCCACCCCUGGGCUAGUCGGGCUGAGGAGUGCAAGAAUUGGGGGUUGUGUGUCUGCCAUAAUUAUCAAGUCAGUUGUUUUAUGUUACUAGAUUGCACGUCAAGAUUACUAACAGUCAUUUUUUGAACUUCAGGAAGUAUUUGGAUAGAUUGCUUGCUUUGAUAUUGGUUUACUAGAAAUUAAGUUCUUGUUCUUUACUGUGAUAACCUGAUUGAGCCUCUAUUUUACUUUCUUCUUACUAUCCUUUCUGUAUUAUGGCAUGAAUGAUACCUAUUUCCUCCCAUAGCUAUUAAUACAGAGUUAGCAAAUGAUAGUCUUGGUACCUGAGUUUUGCAAAUAAUUGUGUUUCUUACUUUAAAGUGUUAGAAUAUGUGAAUAUUUAUCUUCUGUUAAUCUUGCAUUUAGGAUUUUAUGAAAAUGGAAAAUUAUGAGGCAUUUGUAGGCUUUGAUCUCUGUAAGACACCACUCUCCAGUAUUGCUCAGAAGAUUAUGUCUGCUAUGCGUUCAGGUGAUUUAGUUGAUUCUAACAAUGGGGGAGACAAUACAAAUACUGUAGAAGCGAUAAACAAAUCCAGUGUUAAGUGUUCAGUACUACCUGAAGAUGGAAAGAAUCAAUCACUGGAAAAAAAGAAUGUUCUGUCUUUGACAAGUCAGACUUCAGGAAGUUCCAGCAAGCUCUCUUCUCAGUCCUGCAGUACCUGGCCCACAGAUUGGCUGUCUGCUGACCAGAAACCGAAGAACAGCCACUCACUGGCUCGUUCUAGUUGUUCAGUUCCACAGUGGACUCCAGAGGAAAUGGAGUGUACAAGAAAGCAUUUCCUCACGGACAGUGUGAAGCAGGGAAGUAAAGAAAGCAUGACUCUUAAAAGGAAACACAGUGCACACGGUAAUUCACCCGAGAGAGCAGGCACACGGACGGCACCGGACGAGGCUGAAGCCCACCUAAAUUCUGGGAACUCAAGAGCAGUCAAGGAACAUCUUUGUGACAUUAGGUAUUUGGAUGAUUUGACAAAAAACCAGCUGAUUGAAAUGCUCAAUCGGGCAGCAGCUCUGGUGGUCACUCUGAUGUAUAAGGAUGGUUCAACCCAGCUAAGUGCUGACCAGGCUGUCAUUUCGUCUGUCAAAGGAAUUGUGGUGCUACUGAAUUGCCAGGUGGAGGGCGGCAGUGCUGCUCCGGCUGCUGCAGCCAGGGGGAGUAUUCUGGAUGAGGAUCAGUGCAUCUACAUACAAACAGAGCACUCUUGUCUUGCCAGCCAAGAACAGGAGGCACACAAUCAAUUUGCCAGGAAUAUGCUGUCUCAAGUGCUGAAACGAAAGCUCCCAGUUGUUUGCUUCAAUGCUAAGGACUUUGUGAGAACAGUGCUGCAGUUUCUUGGUGAUGCUGACAGCUGGAAGCAUGUUGCUGAUUUUGUAGGCCUUGACCCCAGAAUUGCUGCAUGGCUUAUAGAUCCCAGAGAUGCCACACUAUCUUUUGAACAUUUAGUGGCAAAAUACCUCGAAAAAUCCACCACAGUUAAAGUGAGCAGCACUUACGGAAAUGCCUCAAGAAAUAUUGUGAAUCAGAACGUACAUAUGAAUCUAAGGAUACUCCACAGGCUUAUGAUGACGCUUUGCUCCAAGUUGAAGGCUUAUAGUUUAUGGCAGCUAUUUUGGACUUUGGAGCUUCCUCUGAUACCAAUUUUGGCAGUGAUGGAAAGACACAGCGUUCAGGUGAACAAAGAAGAAAUGGAGAGGACAUCAGCGCUUCUUGGGGCUCGUCUGAAAGAAUUGGAGCAAGAAGCCCAUUUUGUUGCAGGAGAAAGGUUUCUCAUAACGAGUAACAACCAGCUGCGGGAGAUCCUCUUUGACAAGUUAAAGCUACACUUGCUGAGUCAAAGGCGUCUCCCCAAAACAGGGCUGCAGAAAUACCCAUCCACGUCAGAAGCUGUGUUAAAUGCCCUGCAAGACCUUCAUCCGCUACCCAAGAUAAUUCUGGAAUAUAGACAGGUUCACAAGAUCAAGUCAACCUUCGUGGAUGGAUUACUUGCUUGCAUGAGAGAGGGCUCCAUUUCUUCUACGUGGAAUCAAACUGGAACUGUGACAGGAAGACUUUCAGCCAAGCAUCCUAAUAUCCAAGGUAUCUCCAGGCACCCAAUUCAUAUUACUAAACCUCAGAAUACUAAAGGCAAAGAAGAUGAGAUUCUCACUAUCUCCCCAAGGGCCAUGUUCGUCUCUUCUGCAGGCCACACCUUCCUGGCAGCAGACUUCUCGCAGAUUGAAUUGCGCAUUCUUGCGCAUUUGUCUGGGGAUGCAGAACUUUUGAAGUUAUUCCAUGAAUCUGAGAGAGAGGACGUGUUUUCCACUCUAACUUCACAGUGGAAGAACAUGCCUGUGGAACAUGUGACACACGUGGACAGAGAGCAGACAAAGAAGGUGGUGUACUCAGUGGUCUACGGAGCAGGGAAAGAGCGGCUUGCUGCCUGCCUUGGAGUUGCUGUUCCGGAAGCUGCACGGUUUUUGGAGACUUUUCUGCAGAAGUACAAGAAAAUCAGCGACUUUGCCCAAGCAGCUAUCGCUCAGUGUCACCAGAGAGGCUAUGUGACAUCCGUCACGGGCAGGAGGAGGCCUCUGCCGAGGAUUUGUGCGCAGGAACCGCACCUCCGGGCCCAAGCAGAGCGCCAAGCAGUGAACUUCGUGGUGCAAGGCUCAGCCGCAGACCUCUGCAAGAUGGCCAUGAUCCGCAUCUUCGCUGCAGUCUCCAGCUCGCCCACCUUGACGGCCAGGAAACCUGAGAGGAUGAGCCCACCGCGCACCCCCCAUGUGCAGGCCCCAGCCUCCCAGGCGACUCCCGCCCUCCCUUGCAGGCUGGUGGCCCAGAUUCACGAUGAGCUGCUGUUUGAGGUGGAGGACGCGCAGAUCCCUGAGUUUGCAGCUCUCGUCAGAGGGACCAUGGAAUCCUUGCAGCAAGUGCCAGCGCUGGAGCUUCAGCUGCAGGUGCCCCUAAAGGUGAGCCUGAGUGUCGGCCGCUCAUGGGGACAUCUGGCACCACUGCAGGAGGCCGUGAGCUCUGGGCUCAACCCGCCGCACUGAGUCUCCCAGCAACAGCCAGGCCGCCCAGGGCCCCUCAGCACCCACCCUCAGGGCCCCCUCAGCACCCACCCUCAGGGCCCCCUCAGCACCCACCCUCAGUGCCUGCAUUUUUCGCCUUCAUUUUGUGUGUAGCCCCAGGCAACAGUGGGAGGAGAGAACUGGUUUCCACCGGCCCAUCAUUGUGUGGCCUUCCCCCAAGGUCACCAGUGGGCACCUUGUACCAGCUCCAAGACUUGCACAGACCGUGUUAACCCUUUAGGACCAGGACUGGC